UUUUGGUACCAAUACCAAAGUGAUUUUUUACAAAACCCUUUUUCAUUAAACAAAAAAGAAGCCAACAUUCUCAGAUAUGUUUAAUUUUGUCCAAACAGAAACAGGUAUAAAGACUUUUGCUUAGACAAAAUUGUCUAAAAUUGGCAAAAUGUGUAUUGAAAUCAGGAACUGUCUGAUCAGAGAAUAUGUUAACAAGAUUAUGAAUCUGACCAGAUAUUUCAGUACUCGUCAGUUUUCGAUAAUCUGUGCUAUGAACAAAUUUUAUUCUUUACCUAAGAAGUAAUGAGGUUACAUACUCAGCCUUAGGGUACCAUGGGCCCCUUUUGGACAUACACCUGGUUAAUGGUAAUCUGACAGCAAUUUAACAUGUGUCUGAAUAUGCAUCCUGGUUACUUUUUACACAUAAAUAACAAUGGCAGUCUUACUAGGUUGGACAUAGUAGAAUCUCCAUAUCACUUCCAAUGCAGCACAAGUCUGAAAUGAAUGCUCUGGGAUUAACGUAAAGGCUGCAGCAGCACAAGGUGAAACAUGCACAGAGAGAUUAAAUGCACGUGCUGUACCGCCUCCUAACAUCACUGUAAUAAAUGUAACAUCUUAAUCAUCAUUUCUUAUGCACAAAAUCUGUUUAAUAAACCAGGAGAACUGUCAAAGAGCCAAUUUUAAGGUGUUGAGGAGAUUGAGCUUCUCAUAUCACAACGGUCUAUAAAAAGUAUUUUCCCCCUUAUGGUGCAAUUGGGGCAAAAGAGGUUAUAAAACCCUCUUGCAGUAAUAAUUUGACCAUGAUCUCUUCAUAUAUUUCCAGUGUUAAUUCAUGUCACUUUUGUAGAGGAAUAAAUAAAUAUCCAGCAAAACACUUUGUAUACAGCCUGUAAAUAAAUACGAAUUAAAUGUGAGUCCAAAUUUAACAUCCUGUCAUUGAAUGGUUGUGCACUGUUGGAUAUUAUAAAACAAGCAGCUGAGCCCCCCCUGGUCUUUUCCUCUCUCUCUUUCUCCCUUUGUCUCUGUCUCUCUUGCGCUACCUGUUUCUGCCUUUCUCUCUUUGUCACUCACACUCUCUGUACUCCCUCUUGUGAGCAUGUAGCUCAUUCCACACAUAUCAUGUGUGGAUGAAGCCGUGAGGAACAUUGACAUCUAAAUCAUCUAUGCCUGAAUGACAUAAUACCAUCACUUAAACGGAGUUUGAAGCCUGUAUUCCAUGUCUGAAAAGUUUUUUAAAGGAGGAGGUUGCAGAAUUUGAUUUGGGGUUGUGCUGCGCUGAGGAGGAGAGGGGGGAAACUCCAGGAAGAGAGGACAGUCCCAGCGACCUGGGGGAGGCAGAACUGGAUCCUGGAGGAGACCCCAAGAUGCGAGAGGACAAGGCUUUUGGGAAGGAGGUCGUUCUGUUGAUGCAGGCCCUCAACUCCCUAGCCACUCCUGAAGAGAAACUGGCUGCUUUGUGCAAGAAAUAUGCAGACCUGUUGGAGGAGAGCCGCUGCAUGCAGAAGCGACUGAAAGCCCUGCAGAAGAAGCAGUCUCAGAUUGUGAAAGAGAAGAUCCACCUGCAGGGGGAGCACAGCAAGGCCAUCUUGGCCCGCAGCAAGCUGGAGAGCCUCUGUAGGGAGCUGCAGAGGCACAACAAGACGCUGAAGGAGGAGAAUGCCCAGCGGUCCAGGGAGUACGAGGAGCAGAGGAAGGAGGCCAUGCUGCACUUCCAGAUGACCUUGAGCGAUAUUGAGGUGCAGAUGGAGCAGCACAGCUCCCACAAUACCAAGCUGAGACAGGAGAACAUGGAGCUGGCCGAGAAACUCAAAAAGCUCAUUGAGCAGUAUGAGCUCAGAGAGGAGCACAUAGACAAGGUGUUUAAGCACAAGGAGCUGCAGCAGCAGCUGAUGGACGCCAAGCUGCAGAGAAUCACAGAGAUGAUGAAAGAAGUCGAGGAGAAGCAGCAGAGAGAAAGGGACUUUUUGCUGAAGGAUGCCACCGAGUCCAGACGCAAGUGUGAGCUGAUGAAGGAGCAAGAAACACAGCUCAAACAACAGCUCUCCCUAUACAUGGACAAGUUUGAGGAGUUUCAGAGCACUCUGGCUAAAAGCAAUGAGGUCUUCACCACUUUCAGACAAGAGAUGGAAAAGAUGACUAAGAAGAUCAAGAAGCUGGAAAAGGAAACUACACAAUGGAAGACCAAAUGGGAGAGUAACAACCAGGCCCUGCUGCAGAUGGCCGAGGAGAAAACUCUGCGUGAUGGCCACUUCAAGGCCUUGCAGGGGAAGCUGGAGCUGCUGGAGAGGCUGUGCAGAGCCCUGCAGAAGGAGAGAAAUGACCUCAACAACCGGCUCAGCCUCCUACAGGAGCAAAGAGACGAAGGGACCACAGCACCUCUUGAAGCCCAGCGACAGGGGCCUUCAGAGCAGGAGCAGGAGCAGGAAGAGGGAAAGGAGGGGGAGGCACAGGGUGACGGGCAGGAGACAGAGGGCAUCCACCAAGCUCCCAGACCACCUGAGCUGGACUCCUCACUGGCUGAUACUGACAAAACCGCUAUUGCUACGACAACGACAACCAGCCAGCCUGCAGAAACACCAACCACACAGCAGGACUGAGCGAACCUACAUGGCAUGUGUGUAGGUGAGAAGGGUGUGAUAGGAGGGCUCCACAAGCCUCCAGCCUAGUUCCAGAACUAGCCAGACAAACCAUCUUCAAUGGAGAUAGAGAUUUUUUUUCCUUUUUAAGUCUAGACUUGCCUCUCCAGGUUUCUACACAGAAACUGAUUCCUCUUUUGUGUGAUAGUAUAAGAAGAAUAAAAUUACUGUAUCAAAAAUUCUAUUCUACAAGUUUGCCCACAUUUACAUUGUUUGUAAUAAUUGGCCCUGUGGCAAGCACUUCUUACUCCGUUUUCUACCAUAACUGUAUUUUCAGAGGACAUUUCCAUGCAGUCUAAUUGAAGCAGUUCAAAGUCAAAUUAGCCUUUUAUUUCUCUCUACACAUGGUCCCUCCCUGUAAUGUCACAUUUCAUUGGAAAUUGUAGAUUCAUUCAAAAGUGGGUCUAUCACAUACAUUUUCUCAUAAGUUAAUUUGUAUUAAUGAAGCCUCACAAUCAGAAUGUGAUCUGAAAGGCUGGAAGAGGAAGUGGGACAUAGUGUAGAGCAAGUGCAAGUCAGAGUUAAGCUUAUUUGACAUCUGUAUUUGCCACAGUGUAUUCAAUUUCUUUGAUCAUAAUAUAUUUUAGUGGAUAAGUUAAACUUUUUAUUUUGGCGCCAAAAGUGUCAGCAAUAUUUAUCUGCACAUCCUCAUAAAAUAGGUGAUGCUGGUUUGAAGCUUGGGAAUGUGGUAACUACUCGUGGGACCACUGGUAAGCUACUGUAGAUGUCGAGCUAACCUAUAAUGUGCUAACUAAGUGGGAACAUACUAACGUUAGGCAGCCAUAAUACUCAUGAAGCUGGCCACCUUGCUAAUUGCCAGUUAGCAAGCUAGCUAAUAGGACUGCCACUUUUUUUUUCUAAUCUGAAAAACUGUAAUUUUUGAUCAGUAAUAAUCAGUUUGAAAUCAAAAUUCUGAAGUCUGUAAGUCCAACAGGCUGUUUUUUGUACUCCCAUGAGGAUAUUCCUAAAAUGCACUGUCACUAUAAACCAUGCAUGUUCUGCCAGUACACUAGGCUACUGUUUCCUUUGCUCCUGCAAAAUUGAGAAAAAUAGAGACCAGUGCUGAGAAGAAAAUCGUGAUGCCAAACUAUCUGAGGAAUAAUGUGUGGAAGCAUUUUAGAUUUUUGGAUUGAACACCAAAGAUGGAAAAAUAUUAUAUUUCUCAAAGUCUCUGAUUUUUGUUUUCUUAACACUAACCCAAGUAAUACUCUAGUAAUACUAGGAUGAGAUUGUUGGCUGUCUUUAUUAAAACAACCUAUUGAAGCCUCUCAGCUCCUGGUUUACUCAACUCUAGUAAACGUCUGUUGUAGUUCACACUUAAGUGGUGUUUCCUGCCCACAGUGGUUGAUCUAUGUGUCAUUUCAAUUUUUAUUAAACUCCCUUCUGUUACCACAGAUCUCGCCACUAGGGAUGUCAGCUUUUCAGGAAAUCAAAAAGGGUCCAUAUACCUUAUUGCCCCAUCCCACCCAGUCUAUAUAGCAUUUCCCUGUGUGGUGUCAUACAACUGGGCCGCAUAUCCUUGCAUAUAAAUCUUGCCGUCGUAAAGGAACUUUUUACAAGCUUCUGGCAAGAGUCCUGACGACGAGUGUGGUGAAGAGUAGGCAGUCUAACACAGAUGACAUUGUUACACUUGUUUCUGGAGCCUCUGCUCACUCACACAGUCGAGUCCUCAAAUUUAUUAUCAAUGUAGAGUAAGGCAGCGCUUUUUAUAGUCAGCAAAAAGUGUUGUCUUUCUUGGUGUUACCAUCUACAGUGAAGAACCUAAAAUCCUUCCACAUUCAGCUUCUCAGAUGCCUCAGUGUCGUUUUUGUCCGAUCAGCACGGCUUUGCUCACUACAGUCCUCCAUUUUUAUAUAUUAGCUUAGUCUACUGAUGGGUCAACAGGAAAGCAAUAAGUCAAGCUGAUAGUGAUUUUAAAGAGCACCCUCUGCUGGACCACAAGGUGAACUAGUUCAGAUGGUGUGAUGCGCUUAGUAACGAUAAAUUUUGAAUUUGAACAGUUCAUUACAGUUCGAAUGUUUAAGUUUCUCCCACAUUCUAACAAAUGUUUAAAUUUCGAAUAAAAAGUGACAGCUCUAGUCGCCGACUCAACCGGUUUUUCCAUUUUUUUUUUUUUUGUAAAUUGUUAAAUCUGGUUUUGGAAAAAUCCAAUCAUCAUCAAAAUAUUGGAAAUUGAUACAGAAAAUAAAUAAUACAGUGCAAGACGUUUGUUAUUUUCUGUUGUUCACUUGUCACACCCUGGAGAGACAACUAAAAUGAUGGUACUCAGUGAAUGUCUUUGUGCUAAAUGUGUCAUGUCACUUGAUUUAAAUCUGCAUCUCAGCAAUCUUUUAAAAAAAAAAAAAAAAAA
Xiphias gladius (swordfish) is the source of this 4965-nucleotide messenger RNA. RefSeq names its product taxilin gamma (gene txlng). The record is from RefSeq and is a predicted model, not a curated record. The coding region runs from base 1344 to 2576 and encodes 410 amino acids. NCBI's taxonomy places the organism in Eukaryota, Metazoa, Chordata, Actinopteri, Istiophoriformes, Xiphiidae. Gene Ontology annotation, molecular function: syntaxin binding. The transcript is spliced from 10 exons. Gene Ontology annotation, biological process: regulation of cell cycle.